Epithele typhae is the source of this 924-nucleotide messenger RNA. RefSeq lists its product as uncharacterized. The transcript has 5 exons. The record is from RefSeq and is a predicted model, not a curated record. NCBI's taxonomy places the organism in Eukaryota, Fungi, Basidiomycota, Agaricomycetes, Polyporales, Epitheliaceae. The coding region runs from base 1 to 924 and encodes 307 amino acids. Gene Ontology annotation, cellular component: mitochondrion.
AUGACCCUCUCGACAACACGGCCUGCCCUCAGAGCGCUUCACCGCGCCCCUUUCUACUGGCGACCUGGGACCUCUCUUCUCGUCCAGCACCGAUGUUACGUCGCAAGUGCCAAUGCUCCGCGAGCGCGUAAACCUCCUCCGCCUGAAGCCCCGAAGUCGAAGGAGGAAGCACUAGAGCUCAUGGGUCGCGUGCGGUGGCUACAAGACAGUGGGACGGCGGACGUGAAUAGUAUGGAGGUCGAGCUUUCAGACCUCCACAUCCCCACAAUGUUCGCGAAGAAGUCAGGAGCGGGACUCUUUGAUCAUUUGACUCAGCUCUCGAAAAACGUACGGAAUCGGUUCCACAACAUGAUCUCUAUGUACUACAUGGCCAAAGCUCAGUCGGUUCCUGGGAUCAAGGUCAAGUCGCCAUUCAGCCCGCAGCUUUUCUUCUCUCAUUCCACGAGAUCUACGUCUUGGCUUGCGCCGUUCCGUAAGGGAGCGUUAGAGAGUUACCUGCAACUGAAUGAAGCCAUCGCAGCCCGUGAUACGAAGAAGAUCAGGUCACUGUCCACCGGAAGCAUGGUCCAAGAGUACAACAAGAUUAUACACAGUCAGGACCCUCGAUACUCUCAAGUCUGGAGAUUCCACGGAGAGCGGACACCAUGCCAGGUGGUGAGCUUACGCGCACGAGACUCUUUUGUUGGCAGCAGGCAGCCGGAACACGGUAGCACUCUGCUUGUACAAGCCCUCGUCCGAUUCGACACGUUGCAGAGCGUGGAGACACGACUAAACAAGACUGGCGCUCUCGUCAGCCAGAGUGAAGUCCGCCCAGUGGUCGAGUAUCUCGUCUUCCAAAAGCGCAUGUGGCAGUACACGCCAUGGGUCAUCCGGGAUCGCCUCUACGAGGGACUGGAGACGAAGGUCUCCACUGUCGGCUUGUAG